Messenger RNA from Amorphotheca resinae ATCC 22711, 1290 nucleotides. RefSeq lists its product as hypothetical. NCBI's taxonomy places the organism in Eukaryota, Fungi, Ascomycota, Leotiomycetes, Helotiales, Amorphothecaceae. Gene Ontology annotation, molecular function: FAD binding. Bases 1 to 1290 code for a protein of 429 amino acids. The transcript has 3 exons. The record is from RefSeq and is a predicted model, not a curated record. Gene Ontology annotation, biological process: secondary metabolite biosynthetic process.
AUGGCUCCAACAAACACGCCCAAGAAGCCCUUCCACGUUGCCGUUUGUGGCCUAUGCAUGACAAUCGGACUUUUACACCAAAACAUCCCGUGCACUCUCUAUGAAAGCGCUCCCGCAUUUGCAGAGAUCGGGGCCGGUGUAGCUUUUGGACCCAAUGCUACUGCAGCCAUGUCCUUGAUCGAUCCAGACAUCAAGACUGGCUACGACAGACAGGAGACGGUGAACGCUUUCCCAGAGAAGCUCCACUCGUGGUUCGAUUUCAGGAUUGGGAUGAGGGAGGAUGCCUGGAAGGAGAUGAAAGCCCCAGCCCCGGAAGGGCAGAAGAUAGCUCAGGUGUGGACCGGAGGCUCGGGCCAAUCUUCUGUUCACCGAGCUCACUUCCUGGACGAGUUAAUCAAGCUGGUACCGGAUGGAGUGGCCAAGUUUGGCAAGAGAGUGGAGAACGUGGAGAAGGUUGACGGCAAGAUGCGUCUAACAUUCCACGACGGCUCAACGGCGGAGGCAGAUGCAGUCAUCGGCUGUGAUGGGGUAAAAUCACGGACGAGGCAAAUAUUGCUGGGAGAGAAUCACCCGGCCGCUCAUCCCGUUUUUACAGGAAAAUAUGCAUACCGAGGUCUAAUUCCAAUGGAGAAGGCAGUGAAAGUAAUCGGGGACGAAUUAGCACGAAAUAGCCAGAUGUAUAUGGGGCAUCAUGGUCACCUGCUAACAUUUCCAAUCGAGAAAGGGCAAACUAUGAAUGUUGUCGCAUUUCAGACGAAGAAGGACGGAAAGUGGGAAAACGAGAAGUGGGUGCUACCCAUGAAGAAGGAAGAUAUGUUCCGUGAUUUUGACGGAUGGGGCGACAGCGUCAGGGAACUCCUUUCUUUGAUGGAAAAGCCUGACGUAUGGGCAUUGUUUGACCAUCCUCCAGCCCCAACAUAUUACAAGGGCAAUCUUGCGUUAUUGGGAGAUGCUGCUCAUGCCUCCACACCUCACCAAGGCGCUGGUGCUGGUCAAGCUAUUGAAGAUGCAUUCAUUCUAUCCAAUCUACUUGGAAAAGUAGAUUCGGUAGAGGGUAUCGAGAGCGCGUUCAAAGCCUACGAUGCGGUAAGGCGCCCCAGAAGUCAGCGAGUCGUGACGACGAGCCGUGAAGCUGCAAGUAUCUACGAAUUCGAGGAUGAAAAGCUUGGGGGAGAUGUGGAUUUGAUUCGACGGACCUUGGAAAAACGAUACGAUUGGAUCUGGAAUGAAGAUCUUCACCAGCAGCUGAAGAAAGCUGAAGAAUUUAUGGAAUUGAAGGCCAACUUGUAG